This is a messenger RNA of Bipolaris victoriae FI3, 753 nucleotides long. RefSeq lists its product as hypothetical. Lineage: Eukaryota; Fungi; Ascomycota; Dothideomycetes; Pleosporales; Pleosporaceae. Bases 1 to 753 code for a protein of 250 amino acids. The transcript has a single exon. The record is from RefSeq and is a predicted model, not a curated record.
AUGGCAACGGCGUUUCCCGACCAGGCCUCGUCGAGCAUGAGCAAUGAGCAUGAGCAGGAGACGAGUCGACGCGCUAGGCCCAAAGCGGGUGCAGCAACAGGAUGCGUCUCGGCAGCACUUCCUAUUGCCCGUUACUCGCCCCCCCAACUCAUCGGUACACGUCCUGCACGCGAGGCGGCCAGACGGCUUCAAACACCUGUUCUCCGCCCUUGGGUCCCCUACGCCUGCUGCCGCUACUUUCUUGUCCAUGCCGAGUCAGCCAACCACGCCUACUGCUACACACUACCACCCGACUAUUACAUGCUACUGUGCUUGACAAAAAGCUUUUCACAAAUGCCCAUCCCCAAUCCCCAUGUCGCCCAGCAAACGCCACACUGCUGUGCCUCGACGUCUACUCUACUUACACUACUAGUCUACUUCUUUCAUCGCCACACACACACCCAUCUCGCUUCUCGUCAAUCGACCGUCACCAGAUACAUUGGACAAAUCAUCGUCACCAGCCCCUCCUCUCCACCUGCAGUCAGCCGCGCCGGUCGACUGCCGUGCCAUGCCAUGUCUCGUCUCAUACGGGCGUCCGAUGGCACCAAAUCACCAUCCAUUUCUCCAUCUGGUAAUCAUUGCCUGUUGCGCCUUCCGGGCGAACAGGAUCACGCCCAAUCCAGCCUAGCCUGCACACCCACAUCCCUAACCCGCGCGACCGACCACACCCCACAGCUCGCGAAAACUCCUAUCGGCCUCUGGUCCCAUCGGUGA